UCGACCAAACUUUAGACGCAUGUUCGCGUUUUAAUACGUUCGUGUUUGUUAUCGUAAAGAUUUGUUAAUAAAACCGAUUUGUUUUGAUGAUACGUUAAUAAAACGGUUAAAUCGAAUCAUCAGAAUGGGUGAGGUAACGUUUGAUAAGUUGUACGAUAUUUACAACACGCUUUCCCAAGCGAAGGAUAACAUAACGCAGCACACUCAAGAGUAUUUAGAAGCAAUUGAGGGCACUAAAGGAGGUGAAAAAGAAAAGAAAUUAGCUGCCCAGGUAAUCUCUAAGUUUUUCAAACAUUUCCCUUCGUUACAACUCCAAGCUAUUGAUGCUAUAUUCGAUAUAUGUGAAGAUGACCAAGCUAGUAUAAGAAUAGCGGCUAUGAAAACUUUACCCAUUUUAUGUAAAGAAAGUAAAGAAAACAUUGGAAAAAUUGCUGAUGUUUUAUCACAGCUAUUACAACUUGAUGAUCCCCAGGAGUAUAAUGUAGCAAGUAACUCUUUAAUCCAAGUGUUACAAAUAGACUCCCUUCUUGUUAUUAAGAGUAUAUUUAAGCAGUUAUCUGAAUCGGAUGCUUUGGUUAGAGAGAAAUGUUUAAAAUUUUUGGUUACAAAGGUUAAAACUCUGGAUAAAAGUAUUUUUACCCCAGAAAUUGAGGAUUUAAUAUUAGCCGAGUUUAAAAAAAUUUUAAAUGAUGUAACAGCAGAUGAAUUCGUAUUAAUAAUGGGUUAUUUAUCAACAUCAAAAGCGGCCAAUACUCAAGCGGGACAAAUUGAAUUAAUUAAUAUUUGUGCAGAUCAAGUUGAAAUGGAUCAAGAUCUAGAUAUGUUUGAUAAGGACGCUAAUAAUAUUGACAGACUUGUUACUUGCGUUAAGUUUGUUUUACCUUUCUUUUCAGCAAAAAUUGAAUCAACAAAAUUUGUGAAAUAUUAUUGUGACCAAACUUUACCUAGAUGGGAUGAAAUUAAAGAACUUACUGAUGGUGAAUCAUACCAAUUAAUGAUUCUAAGACAAUUAGCUGAAUUAUCGACGCAUUGUGGAAAAUUAGAAAAUCCAUCUGUUCAAGUUGUACAGAUUUAUGACAAAAUAAAAACAUAUAUGCCACCUCCACCUGAAGAUACAACUUUAACAACUUUACCAUCAUUAGAUUUUUCUUCAGUGGAAGCUCUUUUAUAUGCUUUUCAUAGAUUAGCACGUCAAUGUCCCGAUUUUUUAACUCACGACCCUCAAGAAUUGAAAGAAUUUCGUGCGAGACUUAUGUAUUUUUCUAGAGGAGUGCAAGGGUGUCGUAAUGCGAUUAAAGCGGAUAAAACAAAAACUUUAAGUGAAGAAAACGAAAAAGUUAUGAAAAUCUCACCAAUAAUGUUUGAUAAUAUUAACACAAUCAUCAAAGAUUUAUUUUAUCAGCCUCCUAUGUACAAAUGUAACGUGACCUUGUCGUUUAAAACGGAAGUUAGUCCAUUAAAAAAAACGACGGAAGUUAAUGUAACACAAAAAAGACAUGUUCCAAUUACGUUCGAAAGUAAAAAUGGUUCUGCUCCACCCUAUAAACAAGGAAGACCAAAUCGGAGUGGUGAUAACGUUAAAUUGUAUACACCUCCAAGUGGAAAAUUUAGUAAUAAUUUCCAACAUUACGAUCGACAAAGAGGAAAUCGAUUUGGUGGACGAGGUGGUAGAGGUGGAUUAAGAGGGAGAGGUUCAGGUCGAGGAUGGAGAAAUUAAUAAAUCUUUUUUUUUUUUUUUUCAUUAAUUAGCGUUUAGAAUGAUUUGUUGAAUUACGAAAUAGAUUAAAAAGAAGAUUUGGAAAAUAAAUAUGAUCACAAAGAAGAUUCAAAAAAAAUAAAAAUUAAUACUUUCUUUUGAUAAUGUUUUCGUUUUAAAUUGUGUCAGUAUUUUGUGAUUAAUUGCAAUUACUAUAAUGAAAUAUACAAUUUAUGUGAAGAAAAAA
Onthophagus taurus is the source of this 1943-nucleotide messenger RNA. It is a transcript of the gene cass, whose product is annotated as apoptosis inhibitor cassowary. The record is from RefSeq and is a predicted model, not a curated record. Gene Ontology annotation, biological process: negative regulation of apoptotic process. NCBI's taxonomy places the organism in Eukaryota, Metazoa, Arthropoda, Insecta, Coleoptera, Scarabaeidae. Gene Ontology annotation, cellular component: nucleus. Gene Ontology annotation, molecular function: RNA binding.